AUGUCUACUGCUGCUAAGGGAACUCUUCCCGGCCGUGCCGGAAACUUAACUACUGAGCAAGAACACAAACUCAAGGAAUUUUGGGCUCAGGUUCUUAUUUAUACAGGAAGUGCUCCUGAAUCAUUAGCUACUCAGCUUACUUCUUAUUCAGUGACUUCGGGUGCUGCUGCUAAGAAGAAGGGUGGUUUUUUCUCCAAGAAAGAUAAGCAUGUCGAUGAUAUUGCUACUCAGUCUGAACUAUUCCGGGCCGCACUUCCCAAGUUGACCCCUGAAACUUUUAUUAAAGCUGUUCGUUUCAUGUCUCGUGGUGACAAUGUUGAUGAUUUGUUCUUGAGAUUCUUGCGUGCUCGUAAGUGGGAUGUUGCCAAAGCUUUGGAGAUGUUUGCUACCACUAUUUCUUGGAGAGUGGAGUUCGGUGUUGACGAGCUUCUCCGCACUGGUGAAGAACAAUGUGUCAAGGAUAAGGAAGACGGUGUUAUUCUUCAAUUCAAGACUGGUAAGGCCAUUUUGAGAGGUAAAGAUAAGACCGGCCGUCCUAUUGUGGAUGUCCAUGUCAAAUUACACGAUCCCAAGGCUCAAUCUGAGAGAGAUAUUGAGAAGUUCACUAUUUUCCUGAUUGAGGCUUCUCGUUUGUGUCUUAACGAUCCCAAUGAUACUGCAGCUGUUAUUUUCGAUUUGACUGAUUUUGCUAUUUCCAAUAUGGACUAUGCCGCUGUCAAGUUCAUUAUCACCUGUUUCGAGAGACACUACCCCGAGUGUCUUGGAUUCUUGUUCAUUCACAAUGCUCCAUGGGUAUUCCAGGGUAUCUGGAAUGUCAUCAAGGGCUGGAUCGAUCCUGUUGUGGCAUCUAAGAUCUCGUUCACCCGUAACCACAACGAUCUUGUCAAGUUGAUUGACGACAAGGAGAUUCCUAAGUCUAUGGGUGGAUCUCGUCCUUGGGAUUUCGAGUAUCUUCCUCCUGUUCCUGGUGAAAAUCAAAAGCUAGAAGACCAUGAGACCAGAGAUAAGAUUCUAGCCGAGAGAGUCAAUCUGUUUAAGGAGCUUGAGCAAGUAACAGUUCAAUGGAUUUCUGCUACCGGUGAGCAGAGUAAUGCUCUUGAGGCCAAGCGUAGCCAGAUCAUUGCUGAAGUCCGCAAGAACUACUUCCUCUUGGACCCCUAUGUGCGUGCCCGAUCUGCCUAUGACCGUGACGGAACUUUGGCCGAGUUCAAGCAACAACUCCACCAACCUGAACUCGAGGCCGCUGCCCAAGCCGCUAAGACUGGAAAAGCCCCAUCUCUCGCCGAUGAAAAAAACGACCAAACCAGAGUUAAGACCGCCCCUGCCGCUGCCCCAGCCGCCGUCACUGCCUAG
Sugiyamaella lignohabitans is the source of this 1353-nucleotide messenger RNA. It is a transcript of the gene CSR1, whose product is annotated as Csr1p. The record is from RefSeq and is a predicted model, not a curated record. Bases 1 to 1353 code for a protein of 450 amino acids. NCBI's taxonomy places the organism in Eukaryota, Fungi, Ascomycota, Dipodascomycetes, Dipodascales, Trichomonascaceae. The transcript has a single exon.